Humulus lupulus (European hop) is the source of this 2027-nucleotide messenger RNA. Its product is annotated as protein JINGUBANG. The record is from RefSeq and is a predicted model, not a curated record. NCBI's taxonomy places the organism in Eukaryota, Viridiplantae, Streptophyta, Magnoliopsida, Rosales, Cannabaceae. Bases 347 to 1624 code for a protein of 425 amino acids. Gene Ontology annotation, molecular function: protein binding. The transcript has a single exon.
GACAAAAGUUCCAAAUAGGAAAUAAUGUAAUAACAAUAUAAAAAAAGUCUCUAACUUCUAAAUCUUCCACAUAAAAAAACUAUGUGUGUGAAAGUGGUGGUCCCCAAUAACAAACAACUCUCCUACAUAAGUGUGUGAGAGUAUUUGUCAAAGUAGCCGUUGCACCUCACCUUCUUUCUCUCUCAGCCUAAAAAGAGAGUCUUUUCUCAACCAGAAAUCCGUGCUCUUUAGCUCCUUCUUCUUUACAACUACGCUCCUCCCAUCCCCAGAUCAUCUUUUUUUACUUUUUCUUCUCUUGGACCCAUUCGAUCAUUUCAUCAAACACUUAACAAACACUUUCGUUGCAAUGAAUUCGACCGUUUUGGAAGCCAAAAUGGCUCUGACCCCUUUACUAUCUUCAUCAAUAACGAGCAGUAGCACCAGCAGUAGCCGCCGCAGCAGCAGCGCAAGCAGUGAAGGUGAUGAUAUCGAAAACCCACAAAGAGUUGGUCGUUUUGAGCUUCUUGAUAUCAAAUGUCAACUUCAAAACAUACCCUUUUGCGAGUUUUUCUCGUACAAGUCGUUAGCUGUACUCUCGGGCCAUAUUGGUUCGGUUUCUUGCUUGGCCUUGUGUGGUGAGUUUAUUCUCAGUGCUUCUCAAGGGAAAGAUAUCAUAGUAUGGCAGCAGCCUGAUUUAAGGCUUUUCACCAAGUUUGGACAUGGAGAUGGCUCUGUUAAAGCUCUUGUAACAACGGGGAACAAGGUGUUUACUGCUCACCAAGAUAGUAGGAUACGAGUAUGGAAGGUCUCUCGGAGGUCAGAGAAUGUUUUUCGGCUCGUGGACACACUUCCAACAACAAAAGACUAUUUGGGGAAGUUCAUGAGACAGAGGAACUAUGUCCAAACUAGAAGACACCAUAAGAAAUUAUGGAUUGAACAUGCUGAUAGUAUAUCUUGUUUGACAAUCUGUAAUGGGUUGAUUUAUUCAGGUUCAUGGGAUAAGACCUUGAAAGUUUGGAGGGUAUCUGAUUUGAAGUGUUUAGAGUCAAUUAAGGCCCAUGAUGAUGCUAUAAAUGGCCUUGUGGCAGGUAAAGGGAUAGUGUACUCAGCUUCAGCUGAUGGAAAGAUCAAAGCUUGGGGUAAAGAAGGGAAAACUACUAGUACUACAACUUGUCAUUCUCUAAAGGGUAUUUUGGAGGGUCAUAAGGAUGUGUCAGUUAAUUCAGUUGUGGUUUCUGAGGAUGGGAAGUGGGUUUACUCAGGUGGGUCAGAUGGUUUUUUAAUGGGGUGGGAAGGAAGUGGUGAUUUGACUAGUUGGAAGGUUGUUUGUGAGGUGAAAGCUCAUCAAAUGGCUGUGUUGAGUAUGUGUUUAGUAGGAGAGUUUGUGUGUAGUGGCUCAGCUGAUAAGAGUAUAGGGAUUUGGAAGAGACAAGCUUAUGGUAAGGUUUGUAAAGUUGGGGUCAUUAGUGGCCAUGAAGGACCGGUCAAGUGCUUACAAGCAUCACCAAAUAAUGUUGGUGGUGGGUUCUUGUUGUAUAGUGGAAGCUUAGAUAAGAGUUUAAGAGUUUGGUGGGUUCCAAAGCACUCAUCUAAAGAAGAAGAAGAAGAAGAAGAAGAAGAAGAUAUCUCUACAAGAAGAAGUUGACAAGAGAAAUCUAUGGUCUUGUGUUGACAAAGUUUUCAAGGGUUCAUGAGUAAAGAAGUACACAACUUUUUGUUUUGUUUAAAGACUUUUUUUUGUUUUUGUUUUUUCUGUUCAUAGUUUGUGUGAGGAUUGAUAUAGUUGCAGGUAUACAAGUGCAGAAAAGGGCAACUUUGAGUUCUUGAGUUUUUUUUCUUCUUGUUUUUCUUGUGAAAUACUCAACUUGAUUUUCAAAGAGUUGAGUGUUAAAUUUAGGAUAAUGUCAGGGGGGAAUUGGUGUGAUUUUUAUUUUUCUUUUUGUUUUGGUUACCUAUAGUCUUUACAUAGUUUCUUGUCAAUUGUAAUCAAGAUUCCAAAGUACUUAAUCAAUGAAAUGAAAUAACAUUAUUUAUUAGUUUAAUAAUUA